CCAAUACCAAAUGGAUCUCCUUGGGUAGGAGAGCUGCACACCAGUCUCAAAUUUGAAUCAUACCGUUAUACAUUAUCUGUUUCAAUAACACGUUAGUCUCCUCAUGGAUUUUACUCCAGAGCGAGAAGGUGUAGUGAAGGAUGAUAAAACAGGAGAACUUUAUAUCCCUGCAACAAGGCGGCCAGAUGGAACAUGGAGAAAACCAAGGAAAGUGAAAGAUGGCUAUGUACCACAGGAAGAGGUUCCAGUAUAUGAAAAUAAAGGAGUUCAAUGGAUGAAAAGUCGGCCAACUUUACCUCCUGGUCUUAAUCCAGCAGAGUUGGAGACUGUUAAGAAGUCAGAAAGCCAGCCCAUGUCAAAGUCCGCUAAGAAGAAUGCAAAGAGGAAAGAAAAGAAGAAACAGCAUCAACAGUCAGCCCCUGACGGGACAGGGCCCAGUGAAGGGACAGGGCCCAGUGACGGGACAGGGCCCAGUGAAGUCAGCAUAUCACAGACUCUGGCCAGAACAAAACUCUCGGAAGAUUCUGUAAAAGAGGCUCAAGCCAAUGAUAAGGCCGCCAUUGAAAAGAAAAUCAGAAACUUGAAAAAGAAAUUAAAACAGGUGGAUGAUUUAAAAACAAAAAUAGAUUCUGGUGAGAUAAAAAACCCAGAGAAAGAGCAGCUAGCUAAAAUUGAAAGGCGCCAGGAGCUCGUGGAUGAGAUCGAAAAUCUAGAGCUGGAUUUAGAAGACUGACACACACCAGUUCUUAAUUUUAUUAAAUGUUUCAUAAGCUAAGAAUAUACAUGUUCAAUGCAAUUAAUUUUAAAAAAAAUUCUUUUUGUGUUUCAAGAAACAAAAAUUAAAAACAUAAUUUUGAUAUCAUGUAACAAUUCGAAGUUAUGGAAAUAUUUCAUUGUUUUUAUAAAACCUAAUAGUUGUUUUUUAAAGUUGAUAUUGUAGACCAUUUUUUCAUAACAACAUUAUUUGAUGAUUUAUCAGAGACAUUGACAGACUGGUUAAAAUGUUAUAGCUAGAUGAUUAUCAUACUUGUGGACCCUGUAAAACUUUCUUGCAUGCCAAUAAAAGUUGGUGUACAUGCUGUACAAUCAUAAUUGUCAAGAUAAUGUAAUAUGUGGAAGAAAGUAAGAUUAGUAUUGAUUAAGAAAUGUUUUCUAUGA
Molecule: messenger RNA, 1158 nt
Organism: Magallana angulata
Lineage: Eukaryota; Metazoa; Mollusca; Bivalvia; Ostreida; Ostreidae
Product: partner of Y14 and mago-like
Exons: 3
Coding region: 104-733 (209 amino acids)
Biological process (GO): exon-exon junction complex disassembly
Cellular component (GO): cytoplasm; exon-exon junction complex
Molecular function (GO): RNA binding
Source: RefSeq, a predicted model, not a curated record